Penaeus chinensis is the source of this 1247-nucleotide messenger RNA. RefSeq names its product peptidyl-prolyl cis-trans isomerase B-like. Bases 184 to 1128 code for a protein of 314 amino acids. NCBI's taxonomy places the organism in Eukaryota, Metazoa, Arthropoda, Malacostraca, Decapoda, Penaeidae. The transcript has 6 exons. Gene Ontology annotation, molecular function: peptidyl-prolyl cis-trans isomerase activity. The record is from RefSeq and is a predicted model, not a curated record. Gene Ontology annotation, biological process: protein peptidyl-prolyl isomerization. Gene Ontology annotation, cellular component: intracellular membrane-bounded organelle.
AGCUACGCGGCGAGUUCGAGGAGAGGUCCUUUCCCUCCCCGUCCGAAGAGCUUAUAUAGUACGACCUGCAUGUAAUGUGAUUCGCGACAAGGAGGGGAGGAAAUCUAUCGAAUAAACUUAUAGUGUAAAGGUCUUUCAGAACAAGCGAUUGCGAUACGAAACGUCUUGAAGGAAAUCGCCAAGAUGAAGAUCCGUUUGCCCAAGUUCUCGCUGCUGAGGAUGUUCGUGUGCGUCAUCAUCGUGCCCACGGGCAUGGUUCUCAUCACCAUCGCUACCAUGCAUCACGACCCGCGCGAGUACAAGGUAACCCACGAGGUGUUCCUGGAGCUGGAGGCGGACGGGAAGCCGAUGGGCACGGUGGUCGUCGGCCUCUUCGGCGACACGGUGCCGCGGACCGUCAAGAACUUCAUCACCUUCGCCAGCAAGGGCUACGCCGGCUUCAAGUACGAGGGGACGCCCAUCCAUAGGGUCAUCAAGAAGUUCAUGAUACAAGGAGGCGACGUAGCUACGGGCGACGGCAAAGGCUCCAUCAGCAUCUACGGCGAGAGCUUCCCGGACGAAAACUUCGAAAUCAACCACUCGGGGCCAGGCUUCGUCAGCAUGGCCAACAGAGGGAAGGACACCAACGGAUGCCAGUUCUUCAUCACGACCAUCGCGACGCCUUGGCUCAACGGACACCACGUCGUCUUCGGAAAGGUGGUCGAGGGGCAGCCGAUCGUCCACCAGAUCGAGUACAUGGCCACCGACUGGAACGACCGGCCGCUCAAGGACGUCCGGAUCGCCAAAUCGGGUCGUCGCUCCGUCAAGACGCCCUACUACAUCAGCGACGACCCGUACAACCUGAAGGACUGGCUGAAGACGAUCAGCGUGCCCCUCGGCCUCUCCUUCUGCAUCAUCUACGUGUUCAACUAUUUCAUCAAGAUGCUGGACAGGAGCAUCAUCCCGGACGACGGGUCUAUGGAGAUCGAAGACACGGAGAUAGGCGAGCCAAAGGAAGGAGAGAAAGAGAAGGAGGAGGAAGGGACGAAGAAGAAGGAGGAGGAGAAGAAGGAGGAGAGGAAGAAACCGCUGGCCGUGAAGGACGAAGGCGGGGAGCUGAGAAGACGCAAGACGGCGGAGAAGAAGUAGUGAGAGCGAGCGCGGCUUGUCCCGGCCCGCUUGCCACGGCGCGCCGGAGGCUGUCGGUUUCCCUCAGGGAGUCUGCCAGGAAGGGGACCCCGUUUUGUCUGAAUAAAAGCUGCUGUGUA